AAGGAAAAAGAGGCGGGCCCUUUUCUGCGGGUGCACUAAUUCCGUCCGUUAGACCCAGCAGGCACCCUUCGGCUGAAGAGAGAGACGACGCUGUUGCAGAGAUGGAGGACACCGACAUGGACAGCAUGGGCUCCCUUCGGCCACAAACCUUCCUUUUCGGAUGUGAACUAAAAGGGGACAAGCCAUUUCAUUUCAAGGUUAAUGAUGAAGAAAAUGAACACCAGCUCUCUUUAAGAACGGUUAGUUUAGGAGCUGGUGCUAAAGAUGACUUGCAUGUUGUCGAAGCAGAAGCUUUGGAUUAUGAAGGCAACCAGAUCACAGUCACACUGGCAUCAUUGAAAAUGUCAGUUCAACCUACGGUUUCAUUAGGUGGGUUUGAAAUUACACCACCCGUCACCCUCAGAUUGAAGUGUGGCUCAGGGCCUGUUUAUGUGAGCGGCCAGCAUCUUGUAGCUUUAGAGGAAGAACCAGAAUCUGAAGAUGAAGAGGAUGAUAAGGUUCAACACAAUAUGGCAAAAAGACCUGCAGGUGUGACUUUGGCUAAAGUUCCUCAGAAAAAAGCAAAGCUGACUGAAGAUGAUGAUGAGGAUGAUGAGGAUGACGAAGAUGACGAUGAGGAUGAUGAUGAUGAAGAAGACGAUGAUGAUGAUAUGGAGGAAGACGAGGAGGAAGAAAAGACUCCAGUCAAAAAGCCUGCCCGAGAUUUGGCUGUGAAAAAGACACAAAAAUCAAACCAAAAUGGAAAAGAUUCUAAGCCGACAACUCCGAAGCAGAAAACUCCAGAAACCCAUAAAGAAAAGAAACCACAGACUCCAAAAACACCAAAAACAUUCACUUUGGAGGAAAUAAAAGCAAAAAUGCAGGCAGUUGUACAAAAGGGAACUGCUCUUCCUAAAGCAGAAGCCAAGUUUGCAAAUUAUGUUAAAAACUGCUACAGGACAGAAGACCAGAAGGUUAUUCAAGCACUCUGGCAAUGGAGGCAGACCCUGUAAGCAAGAAGUUAAAUGGUUCCUUUUGAGUUACAGUUCUGUGUGUUUAACCAUUCAUAUCUGGCUGUCCUUUUUAUAAAUGCUAAAGCUUCCCCUACUGCGUCUGAUUAAUGUUGUCCAGAAUGUUUUGCCAAGAAUGUGCUGUCCAAAAUGCCUGUUCCGUUUUUUUUUAAGACCAGGACGCCACCCUUUUCAUUUCAAAUAUGUAUGGAAUGUUUUGAUAAUGCAUAGUAGUGGUGGUCAGAAAAUGGAAACGGGAAACUAAAUGUAAAUGUGAAAAUAAAAUUUAGUAUUUUAAGUAGCUUUGCUUUUUUUAAAAACGGUGUUCAGGCUUUUUUUCUGUACCAGUUGUAGCAAACCAUACUUGUCUGGUAACCCAGGAUGUGAAAUUUCUUUUAAAACACCUUCUCUUCCACCCAGUUCGGUGCAUUUCUGUAUCUUUUAACCUCACCUGUUUCUAUUGCUUUCUAAUGCAUGAGUGUCAUCCAGUGGUUGUGUCCUCAGCCUGACUGAGUGCUGAUCAUUAUUGUCUUCCUUAAUAAGCUUUCAUCUGUUUGGUACCUGCCAAGGUUGACUCAGUUUUAGGAGUUGCUGGCUAAACCUUCCUGUAUUAAGGAGAAAUACAUUCUAGUGUUCAAUUAAAAUGGAGACGCAGGAGAACAUGUUUAUUGCCUAUGAAUAUAAUUUUGAUUAGAAAAGGCAACAUUUCCAUGCUUAGGUUACUUGGUUUGCUCAACAUAUUUUAAAACUUUGGAUGGAAUAAAAGCCCAUGAAUCAAUACAA
Molecule: messenger RNA, 1772 nt
Organism: Anolis carolinensis (green anole)
Lineage: Eukaryota; Metazoa; Chordata; Lepidosauria; Squamata; Anolidae
Gene: npm1
Product: nucleophosmin 1
Exons: 11
Coding region: 102-992 (296 amino acids)
Biological process (GO): ribosomal small subunit biogenesis; ribosomal large subunit biogenesis; ribosomal large subunit export from nucleus
Cellular component (GO): nucleolus; centrosome; nucleoplasm
Molecular function (GO): RNA binding; chromatin binding; histone binding
Source: RefSeq, a predicted model, not a curated record